Molecule: messenger RNA, 2242 nt
Organism: Phlebotomus papatasi
Lineage: Eukaryota; Metazoa; Arthropoda; Insecta; Diptera; Psychodidae
Exons: 2
Coding region: 65-2116 (683 amino acids)
Source: RefSeq, a predicted model, not a curated record
UUUAUUUUACUUGAGACGAAGUUAUUCAGUAUCGGGACGAGAAACGCAGAUAUUUCCUUCAUCCAUGACCGUAAACUUCUUCUUCACUAUUUCGGACUGUUCUGAAGGAAUCAUUAAGGAUUCACCACAAUCAGAUGAUUUGCUUCAAGUGGACGUUGGUUUUUGUGAAAAAUCUGUAAUUCGGCAAAUUCUUGAAAGUGAUUUGGGAAAUUUGCAUGAAAAUUUCGAUUUCCAAAUAGAGCUUGAAGAAAAGGACAAGGAAUUCUUGUUGGAACAUCCCGUUGUGUUUAAAUUCAGCAAACAUGGCAGAAUACUUGGUGAGAGUUUUCUUUCAUGGUCUGCAGAAUUGAGCGAAGAAAUUUCCCAAGAAGAUUUUACCAGUAAAAAUUUCACAUGCACACUUCCGAUUGUGGGACAUGAACUUACGAUAGGUCACUUUAAAUUAGGAUUCACCGUGACCAGAGUGUCAAAUGGGAAUGGCGGAGGAAGUGCUGAUAAUGGGAUUGAUAGCAUUGAGAAGGAUGAUUUGUACUUUGCUGUAACCGAAGAUGGAAUUCCUGAAUAUGUUCAAGAUGGUAAUUUGAUCAAUUCUCACCAUAAAUGCGUAGGUGGACUCAUUAAUUUAACAGGAUGUGCCAUCAAGAACGGUGAUACUGUUAAAUUAUCCCACAUAACUCGCCCGGAUGGUCAAUUGGGAUGCCCUGGAGGUUCCUUCGCCACCCACUCCAAGAUGGAAUCACAAUCCCCUGACUCACUCAAUAUCCCCAAAAUUAACUUCAAGACAUACUCAAUGUCUUCACAUGAAUUCAAGAAUUCAGACAAUCCUGAGUUAAUGAACAGCAACUCCGAGCCAUUCACAAUUUGUUCUCAUAGUUCCAAUGACGUCUGCGGUAUGAAACAAGUAAAGUUCUCCCUGAAUGUCCAUCCAGAUGGUCAAAUGGGAUACCCUGUUGAAGCCAUCGUAAGCGCCCGCCCAAUCAAUUCCAUUGGGUCAGAUGAUGGUGAAAAUUCACUAAAUUCCCAGUUAAUGAGCAGCAACCAAUCUGGGUCAUUCACAUUUUGUUGCAAUGGAACUUUCAGUGGUGACCAAUUAAGUCAUAGUGAUACCAGUAUCACCACAAUUUGCUCUCGUACCUCGCCUGCAAAGCGUAUCAUCCUUAGGGGCAGACGAAAGAAAAACAGAUCAAUGAACUUGCAUCAUGAACAUGAGGAUGAAGAUUGUCCACAGAUAAAAGAUGCAUUGCAAUUAUUGCGAAAUUGCGAAGAGGAUUACGAUUUUAAAGACAUUCAACAUCGACCAGUGCCUCGAGUGGACCAAAUGAAGUACUGCUACAGAGCUCGCGAACCCAAUUUGAGGAAGCGAAAAAAGUCUAACAAGUAUGUUAAUUGGCCAGGAGGACGUCCCCAUGUUCACUAUACAUCUCAUAGCCAUUGUGCUCGGAAGGCGGACUUGGUACCAGGAAACAUGGGAUGGAAAUGGAAUAUCUCCAUCGUGGGAUUAAGCGCAAGAUGUGGAUGGAGACCUGGAUAUAUUCGUAGACAAAUUAGAAAGCUCAUGGAAUAUUUCUUAAUACCUUUGCAUAAGUCUACAAAUCCUAAUGAACUACCUGAUUCUUAUAGCAGUGGACAAGAUGAAAAUAGGAAAUUUCAGGAUGGUCAAAAUGCAAGAGUGAUACUAGCAAAGACAUCUGUUCAGAAAAAUGCCUCAAAUUCCAAGACAAAGGUGUUGAGAAUCGAAGUUCCUGAUGCAGUAAAGUCUUACAUGGAAGAGCUGACAGAAAGACAACGAAAUCAUUUAGUCUUACAUAUGAUAAACCAAGGUACUCAGUACACAGAGAGAGAUUACAGGCCAUGGAAAAAAGCAGACGAUACCAGAGGUGAUCCCCCAAAGAGCAAUCGAAUCUCAUCGACUGUUGACAAUCCGCCUGAGAAAGCAUCAAAGCUGCCUACAUUGAAAAAACAAGCAAAAGGAAAGCCAAAUGUAAAUCAGGCAAAUGCGAAAAAUCUCCCAAAGGCAUCAUCUUUGAAAAUACCCAGAAAGCUUCCUCACAAAGCUCCCAAGAAACCACCGAAUACACCAAUCAAAGAUCUCAAACUUAUUGCUAAAAAAUUCUAAAAGGAUUCCUUUUUGAAAUUACUUUAUCGGUGGCAUUUCGUCUUUAAAGAAAAAUUCUCAGUCUGAAAAUCUCAAGAAAAAGCCCAAGUAAAUGCAUAUAAAUUGAAGAUUGAUACAGUCACAAAA